AUGGUUGAUGCUCGGCUGCUGAAACCUGCACGGGCCCCUCUGGCUCUGCACAAGCCUUUCAUGGUUGUUUGGAAUGCGCCGACCGAGCAGUGCAGGCUACGGUACAAGGUGGACCUGGAUCUCAGUGUUUUUGACAUUGCAUCCAACACCAAUGAGACUCUGAGUGGGUCCAAUGUGACAAUCUUCUAUCACACUCAUUUGGGAUACUAUCCCUACUACUCAGAUAACGGAGAUCCUGUAAAUGGAGGGGUGCCCCAGAACGAGAGUCUUAUCAAACACCUUAAUAAAGCAAAGUCUGACAUUGACUAUUGCAUACCCAUGAAGAAAUUUCAGGGACUCGCAGUCAUCGACUGGGAAAACUGGAGGCCCCAGUGGGAUAGGAACUGGGGCAAUAAAAGCAUUUAUAGAAAUAAAUCUCUUGAGAUGGUUAGGAGACGGCAUCCUCAGUGGUCAGAGGACAAAAUUAGGAAAGUGGCUAAGGAGGAAUUUGAAAAUGCUGGCAAGAGUUUUAUGAACAACACUAUCCUUCUGGCUGAGCAUAUGAGACCAAACGGUUUGUGGGGUUACUAUCUUUACCCAGACUGCUACAAUUAUGAUUACAAAGAACACCCCCAAACGUACACGGGGAAAUGCCCAGCCAUUGAGUCUUUCCGCAAUGACCUCCUGCUUUGGCUCUGGAAGGAAAGCACUGCUCUCUACCCUUCUAUAUACCUGGAUUAUAUACUGAAGUCGAGUCCAAACGCACUAAAAUUUGUUCACUAUCGGGUUAAGGAGGCAAUACGGGUUGCCUCAAUUGCUAGAAAAGACUAUGUUUUGCCUGUUUUUGUUUACUCCAGACCAUUUUAUGCCUAUACUUUUCAUGUUUUAACACAG
Molecule: messenger RNA, 873 nt
Organism: Tauraco erythrolophus (red-crested turaco)
Lineage: Eukaryota; Metazoa; Chordata; Aves; Musophagiformes; Musophagidae
Source: RefSeq, a predicted model, not a curated record